Molecule: messenger RNA, 6591 nt
Organism: Pieris rapae (cabbage white)
Lineage: Eukaryota; Metazoa; Arthropoda; Insecta; Lepidoptera; Pieridae
Gene: Asap
Product: arfGAP with SH3 domain, ANK repeat and PH domain-containing protein
Exons: 17
Coding region: 235-3219 (994 amino acids)
Biological process (GO): positive regulation of GTPase activity
Cellular component (GO): cytoplasm
Molecular function (GO): GTPase activator activity; protein binding
Source: RefSeq, a predicted model, not a curated record
UCCUUCAGUUUAUCCAUUUACAAUUUCGUGAGUGGGUGUGUUAAAUUGUGUAUUUUUAUGGACGAAAUAAAUGUUUGAAAACGAAACUGCAGUGAUCCUAUGUGAGGCAAUAAAGAUGUGGUCUACAUAAUACGUGCUUUUUCUUAUGAGUUAAUCGAAUAAUGACGUGGAAGUGUGAUACGUAACUAAAUCAGUAUUCUUCGUAUAGUGAUUGUUCCUAUAAUCACCGCUACCAUGCCGGGUCUUAUUGGCAUUGGCGAAUUUAUCGAGGAAACACGAGAGGAUUACAAUUCACCAACUACCUCUACGUUUGUUUCUCGAAUACCACAAUGCCGGCAAACUAUCACUGCCUUGGAAGAGACGCUAGAUUUCGACCGAGAUGGCCUAACAAAGCUCAAGAAAGCUAUAAAAGCUAUACACAAUUCUGGAAAUGCACACGUCGACAAUGAAAUGUACCUCUCUCGUGCGCUGGAGAGGCUUGGAGGUAAUGCUCUCAGUAAGGACUCGGAGCCAGACAUUGGGGCCGCCUUCUUCAAAUUUGCCGUCGUCACUAAAGAACUGUCUGCACUUAUGAAAACUUUGAUGCAGAAUAUAAACAACAUAGUCAUGUUUCCCAUAGACAGCCUUUUGAAGGGAGACCUACGAGGUGUGAAGGGUGACCUCAAAAGGCCGUUCGACAAAGCAUCCAAAGACUACGAGUCGAAGUACCUGAAAAUUGAAAAGGAGAAAAAGUCACAAGCGAAGGAAGCCGGCCUAAUUCGUAGUGAGGUGACGCCGGCCGAAAUUGCUGAUGAGAUGGAGAAGGAGAGGAGAUUAUUUCAACUGCAAAUGUGCGAGUAUCUGAUAAAAUUCAACGAGAUUAAAACGAAAAAAGGGAUAGAGUUGUUACAACACCUCGUAGAAUAUUACCACGCCCAGACGAACUAUUUUCAAGAUGGACUGAAAACUAUUGAGCAUUUUGGAGUGUACGUUGCCGAUCUAAGCGUGCAACUGCAGAAGAUAAGGCAGCAACAAGACGACGAGAGGAGGAGGCUUCUUGAAUUACGAAAUAUGUUGAGGGCGGCCGCUCCACAGGAUAGAGAGGCCGCUUCAACGGUCGGGGGCUAUUCUCUUCACCAACUCCAAGGCGACAAGCAGCACGGAGUCACCCGUAGCGGGUACCUUCUAAAGAAAUCAGAAGGCAAAGUGAGACGGGUCUGGCAGAAGAGACGAUGUCGAGUCACAGCUGAAGGAUACUUGGAUAUUUUUCACGCCGACGAAAAUAAGACCCCGGCGAGAGUGAACCUAUUGUUGUGCCAGAUUAAAGUAGCUGCGGAGGACAAGAGAGCAUUCGAUCUAGUCUCAUGUAGCCGUACCUAUCAUUUUCAAGCAGACGAUGAGAAUGAGCAGCACGCUUGGACUUCAGUACUUGUAAAUUGCAAGGAAGGUGCCCUCAUGAGGGCAUUCCAUCAACAGGGGGGUGAGAGUAACGACACGGGUCAUUCCUUCCUGGAUCUGCAGAGGUCCAUCAUCAGGGCUGUUAGGUCCAUGCCAGGGAACCAGGUCUGCUGUGACUGUGGAUCUGUUAAUGAUCCGACUUGGCUGUCAACAAACUUCGGUAUAAUAGUGUGUAUAGAAUGUUCUGGAAGCCACCGGGAACUCGGUGUACACAUCUCACGGAUACAAUCUUUGACUUUGGACCGGCUUAGCACGUCUCAGUUACUCCUCGCACGGCACAUGGGCAAUCAGACAUUCAAUGACGUCAUGGAAAACACCCUGGACGAGAGGCUAAAGUUAAAACCUGGUAGUACAAUGGAUGAAAGGUUAAGGUUCAUUCGGGAGAAAUAUGUGUAUCGUGCGUGGGCGGCGCGGACGUGUAGGGAUGAAGCUGAGAGGUUGUCGGAGGUUGAACACGCAGUUAACAAUGGACACCUGCAGAAUUUAUUGCAGGCGUAUGCGGAGGGCGCUGAUUUGGCUGCCACAUUGCCAAGUUCGGACUGCGGUGAAACAGCCCUACACCUAGCAAUAUCUCGCGAGCUGGGUGACGGGUCCUGCCUUCAUAUAGUAGAUUUUCUAGUCCAAAACGGUGGCUCCCAGCUCUUGGAUAAGGCCACUGCAUCCGGUAUGACGGCUUUGCACCUGUGCGCGGCGAUAGAUAGGACAGAGCCGAUGAAACUCCUGCUAAAAGCUGGAGCCGAUAUUUCUGUGAGGGAUGGAAACGGACGGACGCCAUUACAGGUCGCGAGGCAGUUGGGCCAUAUUGCUUGCCAGGAAUUGUUGGAGAGUGUUGAUAAAAGAGAAAAGAGUAUAUUUGAAAAUAUAAAUAUUGAUUGGAACUUGUCACAUGAUGAAGGGUCAACAGACUUCUCAGAUGAUGAUACAGUGAUUGACGAACGGCAAAACGGCAGCGUGACACCAGAAAAGAAAUGUCCGCGUUCUCGUCCGCCUUCGUACGCAGGUGGUGGAGGGGGAGGGGAAUCCCCCGUACUCCGAUCGCGAUCGUCGACGUGUGACUCGCUUCAGCAUCCCCCUACACCUACCACGUUGCCACGGAAACCAAAUGUUUAUAACCUAAACAGCUUAAAGAAGCGUGUGGCUCCCCUACCACCAGCCGUAUCGCUACCUCAUCCCCACCCCCACCAUCGCUCUACACCCUCCCCCUCGCCAUCCGACUCUAGAUCUAUACAUAGUGGAACAGUGAAAUAUCGGCCUCAACAGCCGCCUCCUACACCGCCACCCUCACAUUCCAUGCAUAACGGGGCACAUACAGACGAACCUACGCCACCGCCUAGAAAGAAGAAAAAUAGAUUGCAACCGGAAAAGGCUGACAAAUCGAAACUGAGAAGGGAAUGUUCUAGUCAAGAUUCAUCGCUGGAGCUAUGCGAUAUAUCAGACGGUUUAGACGAUAGUCGUCUUCAGUCGGCGUUGUCGUGUGACAGUUCGCGUUCGAGAGAGAGAUCGCGGCGGAGUGACAGUCGCUCACUUGAUAUUUCUGACACCUCUAGUGUUCAUUCGAGGUCACCAUCGGCUUCUAUAACGAUGAUGGGCGGUACAAGACGAUGUAGGGCCCUAUAUGACUGUUCCGCUGACAACGAGGACGAGUUAUCGUUCCGCGAAGGCGAAGUAAUUGUGGUUAUCAACGAGAGAACUGAAGACGACAACUGGAUGGAAGGCCAGGUAGAAGGAACAAAUCGUAGGGGAAUGUUCCCCGUCUCUUUCGUACACAUGCUACCAGAUUAGAGAGACCGAGACGGAUAUAGUUGCUACAUUACGGCUUAAAACGUACUGCAACGUUUGGUUAUCGUAAUUUCAAACAGAUGCGAGCUAAGUCUAGAGUAGACGCAAUUGGUCUCUUCUAGAUAAUAUUAUUCAUAAUUUGUAAUUAUACUGUUUGUCACAUUCUUUCAAAUGGAUAAACAUGCUUGUUUGAUAGAGACAAAGCAGUACGCUUAUAAAGGUGGUAGAUGUUAGCGAUAUUCGAAACGCCAAGUAUGAGAUUUAGUGAUACUUUAGCUCAAGCUAUCUAUUGAGAAUUUCCUUAUAUACUGAACUCUAUAUGGGCCUAAAGCUUUCGGCGUUCAUUUGACGGCUAUGAGCUUAUUUACAUAUAGUAUUUUGUAUUCAAUACAUUAUGUACUUUGGAAAUUAACAUUGAUAUAUGGGUAUUUUAUUACAUUUGAUGCAACAGUUUCAUGAAUUUAAUACUUUCACAAGAGCUUAAAGCAUUCUAAUCCAGACUAUCUGAAUACAUACAAAGAAUAUUAUAUUGUUGUUAACAAAGUCUUCAUACUGAAGAAAAAACACGUCUGUUUACCUAUUAUAUUAUAACGCGUGUAAUAUUUAUAUUAUUACACGCGUUAGAAUAUACUUCUUUGGCGUAACAAGCUAAAAAUCUUUUUCAAAAUUUUAUCUUUCGCCUUUCUACGUUGGUAGAAAAACUACUCUAGCAAAAGAAAAAAAACUAAAAUGUUUAUGCCUUAAGGUGUCGGUUUUAUGUGACGGUGUGUGCGCGCAUCGCAAAAAAUGACUCGAAUCAUUUUUCCCUAACGCGCCAAAAGAAGUAUAAGUUGAAAAACUUAAUUCAUGUAAAUGACGGAACCAGUUUCGAAUAGAAUCUUUGAGCCAAUAAGAAAGAAAUACGAAAAGAAAGAAAGAAAUCGACGUUGUGAUAACUAAGCACAAUUUAUACAGUAUUAAAAUGGUCUCGUUUUUUUCCAUUAAUAUACAUUGUAAAACAUUUCAUAACGCUCAAAACUUCUAACUCGAGAAAAUGAGAGUAUACUGCUUUCUCGUUCUUUGGAAUUACGAAGAAAAGAGAUAGAUACAGGUUAAACAGUUGCGUCAGAAUUUCUAUACUGCUACGAAUUUAUAACACCAAUAUUGUAAGUGCCAACAGACACUCCGUCCCAUCGCGGGUUUUAUUUAUUGACAACUUCAUAUAAAAUACACCUUUACUGUAAUAAAAUGCGUAAACUAUCUGAUUGAUGAGGAUUAUUAAGUAAAAAUAAAUAAAUAAAUUUAAAAGAUUUGUUUAACUAUAAUUGGGACGAACUAGUUUGCGCAUAAAAAGACAUCUAUCUAUUUUGAGUUAAAACUUUGGUCGUUAUUUCUAUUAAGGCUUUUUCGUGUAUGAAUAUGUACUACUAAAGGAAUUAUAUAUAUUUAUAUAUCCUUGUGCGUCUAUAAAAUAUUAUUAGUUAAAUUCCGAUCCAAUUUGCAACGCACAAUUUCUUUUAUACUUUCUAUUAAUAUUUGUAUUAAAUCAUAUUAAACCGUUUGCCGUUUUGCUCAAAGGGGUGAUGAACAUAAAAUCGUAAAUAUUGAAUGUAGUGCCAUUAAGAUUUUUCACUUAUAGCUUUAGUACUUUUGCUCAAAAAACACUGUUUUUGGCUGAAUAGAAAAAAAAUAAAGUGUUUUUUUGUCAUUUUGUACAAUAAAUAUAAGUUAUUUGAUCUCUUAAAAGAGUAACUUAAGUUAGCUGAUUAACGUCCCGUUAUCUCUUCAAAGGUUUUGAGAAAAUUUGGUGGUGAAAAUUCAGUGAACAUCAGCCUAAAAAUUAAUUUGCUACUCUUAGUUUAUACUCGAGCUCAUAAUGAUUUGCCAAAUAUUUCAGAAAUGUAAAUAAUUAUAAAUCUAUUGGACCAGUGACCAGUUUGUUGUAGAUGUUUCUCGUAGAAUCAUAUAGAUUGUUGCUACAUGUUGUCUAUAGAAAUCUAUGUAUGUGUUCUAAGCCGUAAGUUACGCUAACAAUAACCUCAAAUGCAAAACGUAUAUUUACGUAAAAUUAGAAGUAGAGUAUUAUUCAUUUUUGGGACACAGAUAAACUCUGAUUUGAUCAUUACACAACACAAAUCAUUGAUUGUUAAAAAUGGUUGGUCAACAAAAUGUUUUCCUUUUCCACUGGACUUCCUAAUAAAACAUUUCUAUUGACCCCGUUUCUUGCAUUCAAGUCAAUUAAUUAAGUUGAGGCAGAAUACUAAAUUCCACCCGAUGUCUGACAUUCCAUUAGUGAUUGUUUUAUCCCAGUUUAUAACAUACCGUUUUCAAAUAUAAAAAUAAAAUAUUUUGAUGCAUUAAUACAUUAUCCUCAGACAGUUUUCUAUUCUCAGCGCCAUCUAUGAAUACUGUCUCUCACAUAAUAACAUAACUUACGGCUUACUUCUAACAUUUUUACUAACUUUGAUAAUAAUUGUUAUGAAUGUGAAAUUUUAUUACAUGUGACCGAUUGUUCAAUCGUUGAUUAUUUAUAAAAAUCGUUUCAUCUACUUCAGUUUAGAAAUAAAUUGUAGUCAGAUAUUAACGAUUGAAGUAUCGGUUGUUAAUGUUUCAAGGAUUUGAAAUAAUUAUGAAAACCAAUCAAUUUUUAUUAAUUUUUAUUAUAUCCGUAUUAUUCUAAUUUGCACCUUUGACCAUACAUUUAAAUUAUAUAUUACCUUUAUACACAUUCCCAAGUAAUUUCAUUGUAAUUUAAUCUCCUAUAGCUGUAAGUAAUUCCAGCUUUGUGUAAGUUACCUAAGUUAAAGUUUGUUGCCAUAAUUUAGUAUUAUUCAAUAUAACAAUCAAUUAAUAUUGGUUUGUCCUGUCUCCUACCAAUAUGAAAUUGAAUAUAACCAUUGUAAAUAUUCUUUUAAUUACAACCCUGGGUUUUAUUUAAAAAUGUUUUGAUAAUAUUUAAUAAAAUAAUUUAUUUUAUCCCUUUAAUAUGUAUUUUUUUUAAUGUUUAUGAUAGUAAAACUUGGAGUGUAUGAAAAUAAGUGAAAAGUAACAAAACUGGUAUGAAUUUUAUUCUUAACAGACUGUGCAAGAGUUUACUGUCAUUGUCAUAAACAAUUAUUUUAAAUUAUCUAAUUUAUUUAUGUUUUGUCAAAUUUUUUAAAUCAAUAUAUCUUCCUGUAAAGUUUUACCAUGUAAAUUAUAUUUAUUUUACAGAGUACCUAGCAUUAAAAACUUUAUUGUGAUGAAAUAUUUUAAUGCCAUUUUAGCCUGUCAGUAUGAUACUUAUUAAAUUUGUAACCAAAUGAUGCUAUAGUUAUUAAGAUGUUUUAUUCUAAUUCAAAAAUUUGUAGCAUAUUAAAUGUAUUUGUAGUUUAAAGACUUUGUCUAUUGUGUAUU